CUGUUUUUGACAGCUCCUAACUGCAGAAAUCAAGAUAAUUUAAUUGAGUUUGAUUUUUCCGAUGAUUUGUAUUUUUUAUGAGUAAAUAAUGACUUUAGCUUGGCUCAAUUUUCGAAAAUUUCUAAAAUUGAUUUCGAAAAAGUGUCGACGGUGGAGAAAUUUUCGAUAAAAACAAAACUAAACUAAACAAAACUUCUGCUUUUACUUAUCUAUUAAAUACUCAUCAUCAACUUGUAUCAGAAUAAUCUAACCAUCUUGUUGAAAAUCGUGAAUUAAAUCUAAAGUUAAUUGAAUUAUUACCUCCACGGUACAUACGACAUAAGCUCAUUGAAUAAAAACAAAAAUGUUGAGAAUUCAACAUAAUUCUGCGACGAUAGCAAGGAGACUUAUGUCUCAACAUGUCGAGAGACCAUCACCAAUGGUUGACAAAUUUGUUAGAGUCGACCAUGCUGGUGAAUUAGGAGCUGAUAGAAUAUAUGCUGGUCAAAUGGCAGUUUUAGGCCACACAAAAGUUGGUCCAACAAUACAACAUAUGUGGGAUCAAGAAAAAGUUCAUCGAAAUGAAAUGGAACGUUUAAUCAAAAAACAUCGAGUUCGUCCGACGAUUAUGGUUCCCUUCUGGAAUGUUGCUGGUUUUGUGCUUGGAGCUGGAACAGCAUUGAUGGGUGAAAAGGCAGCAAUGGCGUGUACGGUUGCUGUAGAAACUGUAAUCGUUGAACACUACAACGAUCAAUUAAGACAACUCAUGGAAACCAAAAAUCCAGAUAAGGAACUUCUGGAAGUUAUUACAAAGUUUAGAGAUGAAGAACAAGAACAUCAUGACUGCGGAAUUGAUCAUGGAGCGCAACAAGCACCUUUUUAUGAAGCACUUACUAAUGUUAUUAAGUUUGGUUGUAAAACUGCCAUUAAAAUUUCGGAGAAAAUUUAAUUACGAACACCAAAUAAACCACGCAAAAUUAUAGUGAAAACAUUUUCAUCUGCGUGUACUGAAUUUUAAAUCCUUAAGACAUUACAUAUUUAAAAUAUGAACAUGAAAUUGACUAAGAUUUGCAUUUUAUUCGGGAAUAAAUUGUAAUUUAAAUGAAUAUUAAUUCAUCUUUAAUUAUGCAUAAUUAUAGAAUUAAACUCACUACCCACAGAUUGAACUUAAUUAAUUUUCAAAUUACUUUCAGAAUCGUCUUCGGUACCAUUUUGAAGUGGUACAAUACGUUCCAG
Molecule: messenger RNA, 1215 nt
Organism: Clunio marinus
Lineage: Eukaryota; Metazoa; Arthropoda; Insecta; Diptera; Chironomidae
Source: the annotation of a GenBank genome assembly